AUGGAUAAUGAAAAUGAUAACAAUAUAGAUACUGAUCCAACAACUAGAGAUGUACAGACCGAGGACGAAAACGAUAAUGUAUCGAUAACAUCUAAAGAAAUUAUGACUUAUAAGUUAGAUGUAAGCCCAAACGGCGUCGAGCCUGGUUAUAAUAACUGUUCUCCGAGACUCUCAAGCGAGGGACCAAGCGCUCUCCCAGAAUCUCCCGUCGUGUUAACCCAACCCCUUCGUAUAUUUUCCAACGUACCAUCACCGAUGUCAAUAAGAAUGCCAACAUCUUCACAGCCACAGUCUUUAUUCUUACAGGCUUUAGCGAAACUAAACACGAGCUCUAUAAGUUUAGCAUUCAAAAAUAUCGACGAUAAACUGAAAUUAACUAACAAUUCAGCUCUUAGUAAAGAACUAUCACCUCCAGAUUCCUUGACAAGCGCGCCGCCGUCGUAUUCAUUUGUGCUGCGCCAAAUGGCUGCAAGAAGACGGCCUAGAUUGAUGGGAACUUUCUACCCAUCACCAUCCUUCGUGCAGCACACACCUCCCCCAAACUACGCUACAGCAUUCGACAUCUACGUUGAAAAUCCUAUCACGCAACCGCCACCUAGAAUAUAUAAUUUUGGUUUCACCCCAAUGCCUAUUGUCUGCCCUCAAUGUGGACACACGGGAAUGACAGUGGUUACCUGUAAAAUAACGUUGUGUACCCAUUUAUGUGCGAUGUCUUUAUGUUUAAUGUGUUGCUGGAUUUGUGCGCCUUUGCCGUAUGUUUUACGAUCGUGCAAAGAUGUUUAUCACUACUGCAGGAAUUGUCGAAGCUAUCUUGGAAUGUACUGUCCCACUAAUCCAGACACUGCGUAUACUUGA
This is a messenger RNA of Danaus chrysippus (African queen), 855 nucleotides long. Lineage: Eukaryota; Metazoa; Arthropoda; Insecta; Lepidoptera; Nymphalidae. The record is from the annotation of a GenBank genome assembly.